This is a messenger RNA of Epinephelus lanceolatus (giant grouper), 1466 nucleotides long. RefSeq names its product inositol-trisphosphate 3-kinase Ca (gene itpkca). NCBI's taxonomy places the organism in Eukaryota, Metazoa, Chordata, Actinopteri, Perciformes, Serranidae. The record is from RefSeq and is a predicted model, not a curated record. Gene Ontology annotation, molecular function: inositol hexakisphosphate kinase activity. Gene Ontology annotation, biological process: inositol phosphate biosynthetic process; phosphatidylinositol phosphate biosynthetic process. Gene Ontology annotation, cellular component: cytoplasm; nucleus.
UUGAAAAAAAGUUCUGGUUGGUUGGUCAUGUCAUAUGUCGAGGAGUCUGCAAAUGUCUUAUGUCAUGUUUACGAGAACUCUGCAUGGAAGACACACAAAAAUUGUGGGACUUCACCUGUCCUCCCUAUGACUCCAAAGAAACCUCACCAGUGGCUGCAAGUGGUCGGUCAUGCAGGGAGCUUUCAUGUUGGGGAUUAUGGCACACUGCUAAAGAGGUUUUGUGAGAGGGAGCAACAAUGCUACCUCAGGCUGAUGGAAGACACUUUGAAGCCCUUUGUUCCAGCCUACCACGGUGUGGUACAGCGGGACGAGCAGGAUUACAACAUGAUGGAUAACUUGCUGACCUAUUUCAACUCCCCUGCCAUCAUGGACUGCAAGAUGGGGAGCCGCACAUACCUCGAGGGAGAGCUGCAGCUGGCUAGAGAGCGGCCCCAGCCUCGUAACGACAUGUACAAGAAGAUGGUGGCUGUGGACCCAGAGGCCCCAACGGUACAGGAACGAGCCCAGCAGGCGGUGCUGAAAACAAGGUACAUGCAGUGGAGGGAGACACUGAGCUCCACAACAACUCUUGGAUUCCGUAUCGAAGGAUUCAGGAAGUCAAAUGGAGAGUGUCACACAAACUUCAAAAGGACCAAAAGCAGAGAGCAGGUGAUGGAAGCACUGGACAACUUUGUCGAAUCCAAUACACACAUCAUGUGGGGCUAUCUGAGACGAUUGAAACAACUACGGCAGGUCUUGGAGGCGUCAGACUUCUUCAGAUCACAUGAGGUUGUGGGCAGUUCCUUACUGUUUGUACAUGACUGGACAGGCAGAACAGGAGUCUGGAUGAUUGACUUUGGGAAGACAGCUGCAUUGCCGACACACCUCACCUUGGACCACCGCACUCCCUGGGUAGAAGGUAAUCGAGAAGAUGGCUACCUGUGGGGUCUGGACAACCUCAUUGAGAUACUCGCCAACAUGCUGCCACUGACCUGAAGGCUACUCUAGACAUGUGGAAGUUUACUUUUCAUUCUUUCUUCACCAUCAUAAGUGAGUGACUGCCGAUAGACUGAAAUGGUUGAGUUGUCAGAAUUUAGGGAAUUGCCUCUAUUGGAAAACACACUAUGAGGGUGUAAAAAUGGAAGAUGUGAAUGAUUACAGUAACAACACAUUAUGCAAAAUGUGUUAACAAGUAAAUAUUCCCAGAAUCUUUUUUACAGUACAUCAUGCCCACAACAUUGAUUUAAAGGUCAUCUUUACCUGAGCCGUGUAAAGUUUGACCACUGAAUAGACCUACACUCACCUCUACUGCACUGCCACUAACACCAAGUGUACUCUGUAAGAGACACCAUCUUAGUUUCCAGCCACAGCCGGAGACGUCUGAUUCUUCUGAUAGCACAAGCAAUUAUAAGCCAAAGAUAUGGCUGCCCCCUCUGGUUUGAGAUGAUAAUGUCACGCUGUGUCAUUAAAAUGGUGCUAAAACAUAA